AUGGAGGCCUCCUGGCUCGAGACGCGCUGGGCGCGGUCCUUGUACCUGGCCUUCGUGUUCUGCCUGGCCCUGGGGCUGCUGCAGGCCAUCAAGCUCCACCUGCGGAGGCAGCGGCUGCUGCGGGACCUGCGCUCCUUCCCCGCGCCCCCGGCACACUGGUUCCACGGACACCAGCAGUUUCUUCGGGACGAGAACAUGGAGCAGCUGGAAGAGUUCGUGGAAAAGUACCCGUGUGCUUUCCCUUGCUGGGUGGGGCCCUUCCAGGCAUGUUUCUUUAUCUAUGACCCAGAGUAUGCAGAGAUGGUUCUGAGCAGGACAGAUCCCAAGUCCCAGUACCUGUCCAAGUUCAUGACUCCGUGUCUUGGAAGAGGACUCGGGAACCUAGAUGGGCCCACGUGGUUCCAGCAUCGCCGCCUUCUGACUCCGGGCUUCCACUCUAACAUCCUGAAAACCUACGUUGCGGUGAUGGCUCACUCUGUGAACACCAUGCUGGGUAAGUGGGAGAAGAUCGGCGGUGCUCAGGACACAGCCGUGGAGGUCCAUGAGCACAUCAACUUGAUGGCCCUGGACAUAAUCAUGAAAUGUGCUUUUAGCAAGGAGACCAACUGCCAGACAAACAGCACCCAUGAUCUUUAUGUAAAAGCAAUGUUUGAACUGGACAAAAUCACAUCUCACCGUUUGUACAAUUGCUUACAUCACCAUGACAUAAUUUUCAAAUUCAGCCCUCAGGGCUAUCGCUUCCAGAAGAUAAGCCAAGUGCUGCAUCAGUACACAGAACAGGUCCUCCAAGACAGAAAGAAAUCCCUCCAGGGUGGGGUGAAGCAGGCUGGCGCUGGGAAGACGGAGUACCAGGAUUUCCUGGAUAUUGUCCUUUGUGCCCAGCGCGAGAAUGAAGACAGCUUCCCGGAUGCUGACCUGCAGUCUGAGGUGAAUACAUUCAUAUUGGCAGGGCACAGCACCACGGCCGCGAGCCUCUCCUGGCUUCUCUACUGCCUGGCUUUGCACCCUGAGCACCAGGAACGAUGCCGGGAGGAGAUCAAGGGCGUCCUGGGGAACGGGUCUUCCACCACCUGGGAGCAGCUGGACGAGCUGUGCUUCACCACAAUGUGCAUCAGCGAGGUGCUCCGCCUGUUUCCUCCGGUCCCGGCCAUUUCCAGAGAACUCAGCAAGCCCCUCACCUUCCCGGACGGCCGCUCGCUGCCUGCAGGAAUGAUCGUGGUCCUCAGCAUCUGGGGUCUUCACCACAACCCUGCUGUCUGGAAGAACCCAAAGGUGUUCGACCCUUCGAGGUUCUCUAAGGAGAAUUCUGCUCAGAGACAUCCUCACGCCUUCUUGCCAUUCUCAGCUGGACCACGGAACUGCAUCGGGCAGCAGUUCGCCAUGCUCGAGCUGAAGGUGGCCAUCGCCUUGAUUCUGCUCCGGUUCCAAGUGGCCCCGGCCUCCCCCACACCUCUGACCUCCUCCAACCACGUUGUCCUCAAACCUAAGAAUGGGAUCCAUUUGCGCCUGCAGAAACUCCCUGCGUGUCCGACCCCAGGGCACAGUGAUUAA
Lepus europaeus (European hare) is the source of this 1551-nucleotide messenger RNA. Its product is annotated as cytochrome P450 4X1-like. Gene Ontology annotation, molecular function: oxidoreductase activity, acting on paired donors, with incorporation or reduction of molecular oxygen; heme binding; monooxygenase activity. The record is from RefSeq and is a predicted model, not a curated record. The coding region runs from base 1 to 1551 and encodes 516 amino acids. The transcript is spliced from 12 exons. NCBI's taxonomy places the organism in Eukaryota, Metazoa, Chordata, Mammalia, Lagomorpha, Leporidae.